Belonocnema kinseyi is the source of this 6673-nucleotide messenger RNA. RefSeq names its product intracellular protein transport protein USO1-like. The coding region runs from base 246 to 6293 and encodes 2015 amino acids. Lineage: Eukaryota; Metazoa; Arthropoda; Insecta; Hymenoptera; Cynipidae. The transcript has 8 exons. The record is from RefSeq and is a predicted model, not a curated record.
CAGAAAAUAGAGAAAAUGUAGAAAACUGGAAUAAACUAUUCAAAUUCACCGUCAAAAUCAAAUAAUUAGAAUUAAUUUAAUUCGACAAUUACUUACGUCGGUCAUUAGAAAAUGCCGGAAAAAAUGGGUCAUUUGUGAAUUCAAAUUAAAAUCACAACUUCAUUAUCAAAGUGGCAGAGGACGUAUCUUGAUUUCUAGUAAUUUAAAUAUAAAUUUAAGAAGUAAUUUCAGAAACGAUUGGAAUCAUGGAUGAAUCGCAGGAUAAAUUUUGUCAUUGUGGAUGUGAGGCUCCGGGAACAUAUAAACCAACGGAGCCACCAAGCGAACCAUGUUGUUGCUGUAAUUAUAAUCCAUUCAGUGAUAAUUCUGAGGAUGCAGAAAUUUAUGAUCUGCCGUUUGCCCUGCGAAAACUAACAGUAAUGAAAUGUCAAAUGAAGAAGUGGCGGAUGGAACGACUUCAAUUGGAAAGUGAAACUCGAUCUUUAAAGCAAGCCCUUCAACAAUAUGGUAUUAAUGUUGACGAGGCUUUAAAACCUGAUCCUCUAAUUGUCCACUAUCGAGAGGAAAAUUUAAGACUCCAAAAUCUUACUGAAGAAUUGGAGGAUAAAGUGAAAGACCUCGGAGAUACUUUGGAUGAACGUGAUUAUUCUGAAGAUCCUUGCGAAUCAGUAAAAUACAUCCGCGAGAAAAUGAAGGAUCUUCGUAAACAUUUUGUUGAUGAAAAGAAACAAUUAAGAGACAAAAUAGCAGCCUUGAAUCUGAAGAUUGCAGAAAUAGAUGACGACUCUUCGUGCUCAGCUCUGAAUCGCCUUAGAGCAAAACUUCGUGAAUUGAUGAAAGGUGGACAGAGGGCUGAUCAGCAAGUUUCGAUAGUUGUAGAAAAAUCGAUAGAAACGAUGGUAGAGCUUUCGAAAGGCUGCGAAGAUUUAAAAUCCGAAAACGAAAACCUUUUGGCUCAAUUAGAAGCUCUUAAAAAAAAAAUGGCACCAGACGUUUCUGAACUACAUGAUAAAAUCAAAAAAUGUGAGGCUCUUAUUGCUGAUUUAAAAAGACAACUUGUUGAACAGGAUGAAAUAAUUAACAAUCUGGAGAAAAAGCUUUUUGAUGAGGAAAGAGUUUCUGGGCAGCUUGAAGAAGAUUUGGACAAAACGAGUGUUAGUCAAAAAGCAUUGAUGAAAGAACUUGCUGCUAUGAAGGAAGAAUUGAAAAAGAGGGACGAAAAGCUCACCAAACUUUUGCGAAAUUUAAGAAGUUCAGCUGUUAACCUUUUGGGAAUGGAGAAAUUGACAGGUGAAAUUGAAAUACUUAAACCUCAGCUUUACAAUACUGAAAUAGAAAGGAAUAAACUUUUAGAAGACCUGGGGAAAAUUCGAGGCCUCGUAUCGGAAAGAAAUGAUCAAAUUUUAAAAAUUUUGGAACAAAAAGAAAAAAUGUCCGGUGACUGUAAAGCAAAACUACUUGCAAUGCAGACAAGAGUAGAUACUUUAUUGGAUCAAGAAAUCCUACUAAGAAAAGAAAUCCAAGACCUAAAAACAAAAAUCAAAGAAUUGGAAGAUGAAAUUGCAGGUCUACGAGCAAAGAUAUCAGAACUGGAACAAAAAAGCAAUGAAAAUGAUGAUCUUAGCAAGAAGAUUCAAGAUGUUGAGGACCAGCUUGCUAAAUUAAGCGCAGAACUUACUUCAGCUCAAAAUUGGGCAAAAGAACUUGAAAGUGAAGUGAGCGAUUUGAAGUCUGAGAAAGAAAAAUUAUUCAAGAAUUUGACUUAUUCUGAGGCUGAAGUUGAAAAAAUAAAAAAAUAUUUGGAAGCUGAAAAAGCUGUCAAGGAAAGUCUUUUUAAAGAUCUUGAAGCAUCGAAGGUAGAUCUUGAAAAAUUGGAACAGGAGAAUAGAAAUUUGAAAUCAGAAAAUGAGAGCUUGAAAGACAAUCUUAAGAAGUUAGAAGAGGAAAUAAAGUUUUUUAAAGAAGAAAAUGAGAUGUUUAAGGCAGAGAAUAGUAAUAUUAUUGCAGAGAAUCAAAAGCUUAAAGAAGAUACUGAACAGAUGAAAGUAGAAAAUGCAAAAUUGCAAGCAGGAAUCCAGACAUUGGAAAAUGAACUCAUAAAUCUAGAAGCUGAAUUGAAAGCGCUUAGGGAACAAAAUAAAAAAUUAAGUGAAGACUUAGAAAAUGUGAAACGAGAAUUAGAAAAAUCAUUGAAUGAACUGACAAGCUUUAAAGAAGAGAACGAGAAGUUGAAAGCUGUUCUUGAAAAGAUAAGGGACGAUUUAGAAAAGUCAAUAAAAGAUAAGGAGGAACUUCAAUCUAAAAUUGAUGAUCUUAAUUCUGUGGUUCAGAAACUCAAAGUCGAGAAUGAUAAAUUAAUAAAUGAGAAUAAUAAAUUAAAGGAAGACGUGGAUCAAUUCAAAGCUGAAUACAAAAUGCUCGAAGAUGAAUGUCAGAAUAUGAAAAAAGAAAAUGGAAAUGUAGCUAAAUUAGAAAUGGAAGUAUCAGCUGUUAAGGAGCAAAAUGAAAAGUUGAAGGCUAUGGUUGAAAAGAUGAAUGGAGAACUUGAGAAUUCACGAAUAGAUAAUGAGGAGCUCGAAGCAGAAAUUGAUAGUCUGAAUUCUGAAGUUGAUAAACUAAAAGUUGAAAAUGAUAAAAUUUCGAAAGAAAAUGAUAAUUCAAAAUCCAAUGUUGGUCAGCUAGAGGACGAAAAUCAGAAAUUGAAACAUGAAAAUACAAAACUAAAAGAUAACUUAGAAAAAUCGAACUCCGAUUUAGAUAAACCGAAAGCUGAUUUGGAAAAGCUAAAGUUUGAUUUUGAUAAAUUGAAGUUAGAAAAUGAAGAAUUAAAAGAAGAUCUAGAAAAAGUGAAAGCUCAGGCCAAAAACUUAAAAAAUGAUUUGAAGAAUUUGUCAGAAGAAUUGAACAGGGUCAGAAAAGAAAAAGACAACUUUCAAGAAAAAUUAAGAAAUCUUGAAAAUGAUUUAGACAAAUUGAAAGCUAAGAAUACUAAUUUGAUUUCAGAAUGGAAAAAAGCAAGAGAUGAUAAUGAAGUAUUAAAAAUUGAAAUGGAUUCUUUGAGGAACGAAAAUUCCAAGCUUGAAGCAGAAGGAGAUAGUCAGAAGGAGGAAAAGAAUAAAGCAAAUGAAGAGUUGCGAUCACUAAAAGAUCAAAAUGCAUAUAUGUCUAAUGACUUAGAUAAUGCUAAAUCAGAAAUUAAUUAUUUAAAAGGGGAAUUCGAUAAAUUAAAAUCUGAGUUGGAGUCCUUAAAUAGCAAAAAGAAAGCAGCUGAAGAUGAAUUGAAUGCUUUGAAAAAUGAGUUGAAAGAUUUUUUCACAAAGUUUGAUGAACUCAAGGAUGAGAAUAAUCGUCUUAAGUCAGAAAGGGAAAGUCUUCGAAAGUAUUUAAACGAUAUGAAGAACGAUUUUUCGAUAUUAGAAAAAGAAAAUUCUGAGUUCAAAAAAGAACUCGCUAAAUUGAAAUUAGAAUUAUCUAAGAUUAUAGCUGAAAAUGUUAAUUUGAAGGCUCAACUUGCUGAAAUGGUAAAAGAUUAUGAUAAAUGUCAGGCAGAUAAUUGCGUACUGAAAAAUGAAAUUGACAAGUUAAACGCAGCAGUUGAGAAUCUAAAGAAAGAAUUAAGCAAGUUUGAUGCGAAGAGAAAAGAACUUGAAGGUCAAGUCUUGUCUAAAGAGGACGAGAAAAAUAGUCUGGAAGGAGAAAUUAAAGAUUUGAAUAGAACAUUGGAAGCUGAAAAACUUGAGAAGGAAGCAGCUUUGAAAAAAGUGAAAGAACUCAAUGAAGAACUGCAGCUUUUGAAAGUUGAAUUGGAAAAGUUGAGAUCUGAAAAUGAUCAGCUCAGGGCAGAAGCAGAUGAUUUGAAGAAACAAUUAAUUUCGAGUAUAGAUGAAUUGAAUAAAGCUAAGAGUGAAAUUUCAGCUUUGAAAGAUGACAAUAAGAAAUUGAAGGACCAGAGUGAUACCUUAGCUAAUGAAAGUGAAAAGGUGAGUGGGGAGUUGAACAAGUGGAAAGCUGAAUCUGAAGCUAAACGACACGAAAAUAUGAAAUUGAAAGGUGAAGUUGAUAAGCUGGGGGCAGAGAAUAAUAAGCUCAAAAAUGAAAUUGAUGGUUUAAAGAAUGAAGUAGGUGGACUUAAAAACGAUAAUAGUCAACUUAAAAAUGAAUUAGGAGCUGCAAAAAGUGAGCUUGAUAAGUUGAAAUCCGAAUUCAGUGCUUCGAAAGCUGAAAAUGAGAAACUGAAAGCGGAAAUUACUAGUUUGAAGUUUGAAGUUAGUAGAUUAAAUGAAGAAGUUAGUAGUAUAAAAGCCGAGAUGGAGAAAUUAAGAAAAUCCUUGACUGAUGGAGAAGCUAGGAUAAAAAAUUUAGAAGGCCAGCUUGCGUCUAUAGAAUCCGAAAAAGCAAAACUUGUGAUAGAAUUGAAUGGUUUGAGGAAUGAGCUUGACAAAUUGGAAAAGGAAUUAACAUCUGAUAAAAGUGCUCUUAAAGAAGCAGAUGGUUUCAAAUCGGAAUUAUCAAUGAUGAGAGGUGAAUUAGAAAAAUCUAGAGCAGAGAAUGAAAAGUUCAAAUCUGAUUUGGAAGCAUCGAAGCAGAAAGUUGCUGAAUUAAAAAAUGAUAACGGAAUUUUAAAAGCAGAGGUGGAAAAAUUAAGAAACGAAUUAAAUAUUUUGAAGAGCGAAAAAUCAAAGCUUAAUGAUGAUGUAGAUAAACUAAAAAGUAAUCUAGAGAAGAAAACGAUUGAUUUUAAUUCUUAUAAAGCAGAACAGGAGAAGGAAUUGAAUAAUUUUAAAGCAGAGAAUGAUCGGUUGAAGAAAGAUCUUGCAGAUAUCCAUAUGAAGGUGAAUGUGGAAGAUCGGCUGAAGAGUCUUCCAGAUGGUAAAGCAAAACUGGAAGCAGAAGUGGCAGAUUUAAAAUCACAGUUGGGAAAGUUGAAGCAAGAUAUAAUGGUUGAAAAAGAAAAUAAAGAAGCUUCUAGGAAAGAACUCGAGGCGUUGAAAAAUACUUUAGCUGAUUUGAGAAAUGAAAUUGGAAAAUUGAAGGAUGAAAAUGAGAAGUUGAUACUAAAGAAUGCAAAUUUGAAGAAGCAGAUUGAUAAGCUGAAAAGCGAAGCUGAAAAAUUGAAAGGAGAUUUUAAUUAUUGUGUGGCUGAGAAUGAAAAGUUAAGAGCUGAAAUUCAUAAAUUGCAAACAGGUUUAGAGAAGCUGAAAGCAGAGUUAGAGAAGAUGAAAGUAGAGAAGGACAAGAUGAAAGAUGCACUUGAAAUAUCAAAAGCAGAUCUAGAAAAAUUGCAUGCUGAUUUACAAAAUGCAAAGGGAGAUGCUGAUAAAUUGAUGUCUGAAAAUAAAAAGUUGAAGCAUAAUGCUGAAUCUAAUAAGUGGAAGGAAGAAUUGGAAGAGUUAAAAGUGGAACUUGCUAAAGCAAAAAAUGAAGCUAAUAAAUUUAAAGUAGAAGCUGAUAAGUUGAAAGCUGAAGCACCUAAAGGUCGAACUGGAAGGGUACCAGAAGAAAUAAAAAUGUCUGACGACGAAAGUGGUGAUUUUAUGAAGUCCAAUGAGAUUUUAAGGAAUAGGAUGCAGGAACAAAACGAAGCUAUUGAUCGUGUCAGAAAAUUCAUUGGUUUCGUGGAAGGCAAACAUUCAUCAAAACCUUUGAUGGCUGAGAAUUAUAAUGUGGAUGAUGAUUCUGGAGGUUGGAUAGUACCAGCAGUAAAUGAAGUAAUGAAAAAGUCACAAAAACUGUCAGAAAAUAUUUUCAAAGCCGAGAAAGAAAUUCAAAAUCUCGAGGCUUUUCUUCAUCAAAAGAAUUUUGGUGAUUCGGAAUCUGUGGUUCCAGAAGGACCUAAAGGAGAUUUUGAUGCUGAUUCCUGGUUGGGUUCUUUAACGCUGACGCAAUUGGCCGAGCUUCACGAUAAGAUUUGUCUGCUUACUGCUUCAAUGGUUGAAAUUGAUCACAGUCCUAUUGGUUCAGAGAGAACAUUUCCUGAAAAUAAAAUAGAGAACCAACAUAUUCCUGAAGUAUCAGAGAAUUCUUUGGAAAUAAAUUAUGAAAUCCUAAAUAAAAGAAUUGCAGCUUUACAGAAGCAGAUCUCUCAAAAAGAAUUAGAAGCUUCGAGAAAGAUGUAUGAGAUGAAAAAUAUCCUUCGUCAAGAGCAAAUGCAGUUGAUUAGGAUUUCUGAAGAAAUGACUCUAGAGAAAAAACGAAAUUUAGCACUUCAGAUGUCUAUUGAUCAAGAGCCUUGCUGGACAAAUAAUUGUAUAGGCGAAUGCAGAGGAGAUUUUGACAAUCUUAGAGAACAUUAAUAAGAUUUUAAAUUCUUAAUAUAUUUAAUCAAUAAUAUUUUUAAUUUAUCAAGUCUUUUAUUCUCUUUUGGGGUUAUCCAUAAACUACGUUACCAAUUUUAGGCUCUUUUGACCCUCUUCCCACCCCCCUCGUUGACAACCAUAUAUAUAUGCUGAAUUUUUAACAGAAAAGAUUAAUUUUCUAACCACAAGGAGGAUUUUUUAAGAAUGUAUAUUAAUUUUCUAGCGAAUAGUUUAAUUUUCCACUUACAGAGGAUACAUUUCUGACGAACAAGGGAAAAGUACAAUUUUUAGAGAAGAAAAUGAAUUCUCAGAAAAAAUAUAUAUCUAAGAAAAAAUUCACUGUGAAGCCAAAGAGUUAAAUAUUACAAAAAAUAAUA